Molecule: messenger RNA, 1416 nt
Organism: Puma concolor (puma)
Lineage: Eukaryota; Metazoa; Chordata; Mammalia; Carnivora; Felidae
Source: RefSeq, a predicted model, not a curated record
AUGCCACUCACUUCUGGCCUGCCAAGUUUCUGUGGGGAGAUCUGUGAAACUUAUUUGUCCGCCCUUGUAGAAAAUGUGAAAUACCUGGAUUGUUAUGUGUGUAAGAAAUCUGUUGAUGGGAUUCUAUAUCUUACUGCAACCCACCUGAUAUAUAUGGAGGUUUCUGGUGUAGCCCAGAAAGAAACAUGGAUUGUACUGCAUCACAUUGCCAAUGUAGAGAAAUUGCCUAUCACUAGCCUGGGCUGUCCCCUUAUCCUCCGCUGCAAGAACUUCUGGGUGGCCCACUUUGUUUUAGACUCUCACAUUGUGUGCCAUGAUGUUUAUAAUUUGCUGCUCAAUCUUUCUCAGCCAGCAUUACCUGAAGAUCUGUAUGCUUUUUCUUAUAAUCCCAAAUCCUCAAAAGAGAUGAAGGAAAAUGGGUGGAAACUGAUUGACCCAAUAUCAGACUUUGGGCGUAUGGGAAUACCCUACAGGUACUGGAUCAUAACAGAAGCCAACAGAAAUUAUGAGGGGUACCCUGGCAUGACAGCUAAGCUAAAAUGGGUGUGGGGUGGUGUGGUCCCUGGGCUCUUGCAAAAAAUAUGUCCUGGAAGGACAGCUGAAGCUGAAGCGGUUGCAAGCCAAGUACCCUGGGCUCUUCACAGUGAAGUUGAACUGUCAGGACAACUGAAGCUGACUUGGAUGCAAACUGGUGUGUCACAACGUGCUCAACAAGGAGGUUGCCCUGGCCGGGCAACUGGAGCCAACUCUAGUGUGUUCUGGGGUACUCCACAUAGGGUUACCCUGGCAGGGUGGCUGAAACUGAUUGAUUCAACAAUUCCAUAUAUCAUCCAAUUCUGGUGUGGUAUGUAUAACCACUGUGAUAAAGGGCUGCUGCUUAACAGCCUCCUGGAAAUUAAGAAGCAGAGAUAAAUGCUGGAGUCAGUUAUGCACAAACUAGAAAAGAAACUGCAAGCCCAUGAUGAGCCACCAAAAGAAGUCUGUACAUGCUCUCAAUUAGGGAAUUUAUUAUCUCAGCAUCUGGGAAGUUCUUUGACCAAUCCUCUUGACUUUAUGGGUAUUGAUGGAUACCUGAACACCUUGAUGGAGAAUGGCACCAUAUCCAGUGAAGGAGGCUUCCAGGCUCAGAUGGAUCAAGUGAAAAUACAGUGUGCAGACUUUCACCAUGACUGUUGUGGGAUCAUAGGCAGCCUUAGGGCCAUAAACAUUUCUGGGGAUAUGGGAUUCUCUGGAAACAUGGGCAUCUCUGAAUCGAGGGGCACCUAUGGGGCCACAGGCAUCUCUGGCAACGUGGAUAUCUCUGAGACUAUGGACUGCUCUGAAAACAUCAGCAUCUCUGGGAGCAUGGGCAUCUUUGGGGACACAGGUAUCUCCAAGGCCAGCACAAAAGAAGCAGGCUGCUAUAAGCAACAGUGA